Molecule: messenger RNA, 1454 nt
Organism: Cajanus cajan (pigeon pea)
Lineage: Eukaryota; Viridiplantae; Streptophyta; Magnoliopsida; Fabales; Fabaceae
Product: putative aldo-keto reductase 2
Cellular component (GO): cytoplasm
Source: RefSeq, a predicted model, not a curated record
UAUAAAGGACUCAUGUCUCAUAGUCAUAGUCAUGACCAAUUUAAGAUUAAUUCACUCAACGCCACAUAUAUAGUGGUAUCUGUGUUGAGGUAACUGUUAGUGGAAGUACUAGGAAUGGCGAAAGUGGGUAGAAUGAAGUUGGGUUCAGAAGGGUUAAAGGUGUCUGUGCAAGGACUUGGGUGCAUGGGCAUGUCUGCAUUCUAUGGUCCUCCUAAGCCUCAAUCUGAUAUGAUUGCUCUUGUCCACCACGCUGUCCAAAGUGGUGUCACUUUUCUCGACACUUCUGAUAUCUAUGGCCCUCACACCAACGAAGUCCUUCUAGGAAAGGCUCUGGAGGGAGGGGUGAGGGAGAAGGUUGAAUUGGCUACCAAGUUUGGAAUCAACCUUGCUGAUGGGAAAAGAGAGAUUCGUGGUGAUCCUACAUAUGUGAGGGCUGCUUGUGAGGGAAGCUUAAAGAGACUUGGUAUCGAUUGCAUCGAUCUCUAUUACCAACAUCGUAUUGAUACUCGUGUGCCAAUUGAAGUCACGAUUGGAGAGCUUAAAAAACUUAUUGAGGAGGGAAAAAUAAAAUAUAUUGGUCUGUCUGAGGCCUCAGCUUCAACAAUCAGAAGAGCACAUGCAGUUCAUCCAAUAACAGCCGUGCAGUUGGAGUGGUCUCUAUGGUCAAGAGAUGUGGAGGAAGAUAUAAUUCCAACUUGCAGGGAACUUGGUAUUGGAAUUGUUGCAUAUAGUCCUCUUGGGCGAGGAUUCUUUUCAUCGGGAACAAAGCUGCUAGAGAAUUUGUCUCCGGAUGAUUACCGGCAGACUCUACCAAGAUUCAAACCUGAAAACGUUGAGCAGAAUAAUACUAUAUUUGAGAGGGUUACUGAAAUGGCUGCAAGAAAGGGAUGUACUCCAUCUCAACUUGCCCUGGCCUGGGUUCAUCACCAAGGAAAAGACGUGUGCCCUAUACCUGGAACAACCAAAAUUGAGAACUUUAAUCAAAACAUUGGGGCUUUGUCUGUUAAACUAACACCAGAAGAAAUGGCAGAACUUGAGUCCUUUGCUGCUGCAGAUGUUGUCAAGGGUGGUAGAUACGCGGAAGAGGUAGCUACAUGGAAGGAAUCUGAUACUCCACCACUUUCAUCUUGGAAAGCUGCUUAAUGAAGUGCAUUGCUUAAUGCUUGUACUAUUGUAAGCUUGUACUAGUGUACCUUAGACAUUAGCUAUUUAAAAGGAAUUUUGUUGUUUCCACCCUUCUAGUUUCUAGCUGUUGGUGUGUCUUUUUAAGUGGUUUGAAGUUUGAACUGUGCUAGAUGAUUACAUAUAUGUGUUUGUGUAUUUGUCUAAAUAAGAACAGGCUAUGGCAUGACUUAAGUGUCAUGGUUAUUGCCUUGGCAUGUUUGACCAAGUGAUAUGUAUCUUGUGUAUCUUUUUGAGUACCGUGGUAGUGAGUUUAUAUAUCUUCACGAUUA